Molecule: messenger RNA, 1062 nt
Organism: Rhodotorula graminis WP1
Lineage: Eukaryota; Fungi; Basidiomycota; Microbotryomycetes; Sporidiobolales; Sporidiobolaceae
Exons: 5
Coding region: 1-1062 (353 amino acids)
Cellular component (GO): P-body
Molecular function (GO): hydrolase activity
Source: RefSeq, a predicted model, not a curated record
AUGGCCUCGAAGCGGCUGCGCAUCCUCCUCACCAACGACGACGGCCCGCCCUCGGGCCCCAAAGGCCACUCGCCGUUCGUCUACCCUUUCGCUCGCGCGCUCGUCGACGCCGGCCACGACGUGCGCGUCGUCGUCCCCUCGUCGCAGAAAUCGUGGAUCGGCAAGGCGUACCACAUUGCCGACAAGUGCACGGGCGUCUUCUACUACCCGCCGGUCGGGAGCGACGACGGCACGGGCGGCGAGACGAGCGACCUCCCGAGGGAGAGGCGAGAGGGCGAGAUGGAGUGGGUCCUCCUCAACGGCACGCCCGCCACCUGCGCCUCGGUCGCGCUGCACAACCUCUUUGCGCCCAACUCGUUCGACCUCGUCAUCUCGGGCCCCAACCUCGGCCGCAACAGCUCGACCGCGUUCGCCAUGUCGUCCGGCACCGUCGGCGCAGCCAUGGCCGCCGCCAUCUCCGGCGCAAACGCCAUCGCGCUCUCGUGGGGGCUCAUGGAAGGCUGGAAGCCGCCGCCGCGAGAGUUUGUGGACGCGGCGACAAAGGUCUCGCGCGACGUCGUCGAGCGGCUGCACGAGGUCGGAUGGGGCGAGGGCGAGGGGCGCGUCGACGUGUACACGGUCAACGUUCCGCUUCUCCCGAGCAUCCAGAAAUCGCCCGAGGUGCGAUGGACGACCAUGGCCCAGACGGCGUACGGCCGCCUGUUCAAGUCGACGCCGCACCCCGACUCGACGACGAGCGCCUCACCCGCCGAGGUCAACAAGGGCGGGCCGGCCGCCGUCGCUGCGCCGCAGGGCGACAACGUCAAGCCGGCGACGAGCGGCGACGAGUCGAGCUCGAGCUCGAGCGCCAAGAAGGACGAGCUGCGGCUCAAGGACGAGCACCGCAAGGAGAAGCUGCACUUUGUGUUUGCGCCCGACCUCGGCGCGCUCAUCAACCCUCGGCCGGAAGAUCUCGUCGAGGACACGGACAACCACGCCAUCUUUGCCGGCGCCAUCUCGAUCACGCCCAUUCGGGCCGCGUUCAUGCCCGCCAAGGCGCCCAACGUCCAGCUCCGGUUGUAG